Lineus longissimus is the source of this 11803-nucleotide messenger RNA. RefSeq names its product nuclear hormone receptor HR96-like. Gene Ontology annotation, molecular function: RNA polymerase II cis-regulatory region sequence-specific DNA binding; nuclear receptor activity; zinc ion binding. The transcript is spliced from 13 exons. Gene Ontology annotation, biological process: negative regulation of transcription by RNA polymerase II; cell differentiation; positive regulation of transcription by RNA polymerase II. The coding region runs from base 292 to 1878 and encodes 528 amino acids. The record is from RefSeq and is a predicted model, not a curated record. NCBI's taxonomy places the organism in Eukaryota, Metazoa, Nemertea, Pilidiophora, Heteronemertea, Lineidae.
GUAACAAGAUGGCGUCAGAAAUUGGAGAUUUUUGCGUGUUGUGACAACUUUUCCCAAGAACUUUUGAAGCUAUAUUCGGUGUUUCGUAUUAAACUUCAAUCCAGACAGUUGUUUUGUCCAUGUUGGGGACCUCAUUAUAAAGGCUUCAUUUGGUUGAGAAACAAAGGAUUAAAAAGCUGUUUACACAUAAACAAGGUUGUCCAGCUGCUGGAUUGGAUGUAGACCAAACUAGGUCUGCACAUUAAGGUGAACUAAUCUGUCUUGACUAGAAGAAGACGACCAACCAAAGCAAUGAAUAUGAUGAACAUGAACGGGGCAUUCAGCACAAUGCAGCUUCAUGACUACUAUGGAAAUGAAACGGGCAUCAUGCCGUCACUGCGGCAGCGAAUACCGGGAUCGGCAGAGCAGGCAAUUGAAGAAGGACUGAAGGACCUGCGUAUGCAGUCGCACCUUCAAUUCCCGAUCAACAUCAAGACAGAAGCCAUGGACAUGAUGCCCUCGCAAACGUCGCCACUGAUGCCGCUCGGCCUGACGCAUCUGAAUCAUCACGGCAUGCCGCCGAUGACAUCAUCACCCGGCUCCAUGCAUCUUAACGCCCCCAUGGACACAUGCCCGACCAUGCUGGGUUCGGCCAUACCGAUGGAGACCAACGAAAUCCUGAAUAAGGCCGGCCGGGCACGCAAGCAAAAGGAGGACAAGUACUGUGGUGUUUGCGGUGACCGAGCUCUAGGAUAUAAUUUCGACGCUAUAUCUUGUGAAUCUUGCAAAGCAUUCUUCAGACGGAAUGCACUGAAAGGACUGGACUAUUUCAAGUGUCCAUACGACGAGAAAUGUAAAAUGGAUAUAUCGAACCGAAGAUUUUGUAAACGAUGCCGAUUGAAGAAAUGUUUCGAGAUCGGAAUGAGGAAAGAGUACAUCCUGACCGAGGAAGAAAAAAUGAAAAAGCGUCAAAAGAUUGACGAAAAUAGGAGUAGGUCACCCUGGGAUGGUCCGGGGUCCACCCAAUCCCAACCACCACGAAAAAUGGCUGCCAACGGCCUGGAAACUAACUGCAGGUCAUCUGCAAAUACAUGUACCAUUGAUGUGGACAGUGAACCGCGUGAAGUCAUUCUGGAGAGGAAGAAUGGUACGCUCUCCCCAAAGACACAGAACGCAGAGGUGACGAGUUCGCAGCCUCGUCGACAGCUGCUCGCCGAGGAAGAGAGCAUGAUCGAGGAAAUAAAAGCAGCUUAUAAGUCGUCGCUGGAAGUUUCGAUUGAGGGUCCACCCAGAGACCAAUCGAGUUGCAUGGCUGAUCUCGUAAACAUUGCUGAACUGAGCGUACGCCGAGUCAUCGAUAUGUCAAAAAAGAUCAAAUCAUUUAAGUCGUUAUCGCAGGCUGAUCAGAUCAGUCUACUAAAAGGUGGUAGUAUAGAGUUGUUGAUUCUACGCUCGGUUAUCUCCUAUGAUAAGGACAAACAACAAUUUCUCGACGAAUCAGACAUGGACUCGAACACCAUGACGACGGAGCAGUUAAAAAACGCGGAAGGUGGCUUGUUUGAGGAUCAUAUGAAGUUUGUUCGUUCCCUCGCAGUGGACUUAAAAGCAGACGAAACGAUGUUGAUUUUACUUCUUGUCGUUUCGUUGUUUUCACCGGACAGACCCAACCUUCUGGACAAGUCUAAGGUGUGCGCUGAGCAGGAGCGUUAUUCAAUUCUACUCAAUCAUUACUUGGAAUCGAAGCUCCCGUACGGGCAGGCGCGAUCAGUGUACCCCAAACUUCUCAUGAAGUUGGUGGAUAUACGGAACUUGAAUGAGGAGCAUUCGGCCAUCUUGGUGAAGGUGAACCCAGAGGGGAUCCAGCCACUGAUGAUUGAGCUGCUCGAUUUACGAACCUGAGGCGGUGGCCCGGGAAAAAACAACUUUUAGCAUCUAAUUUUCAUGUGUUUCCAAAUAGUUCCGGUGUCCCAUUGAUAACUUCUAUGAAAGAUAAAUGUUAUAAAUAUUUUACUGCUGAUUCGAACGUAGGUAUGUGCUAUUCUUAAUCAGUACGAAUGACAUGUGAUUCCUCUUCGUCGAUUGGUCAAUUUCAUGCGCUGCUGCGAGGGCAAACGUAACGAUACAACAAGUCAUUCCAGCGCGCUGUAAGGAUCUUGUGAGAUUCACUCAGAUCGUGGGAAUUAUACCAAUUACGUCUUUGGUCGCAUCCAAAUUGAGGACAGGGAUUGAACGUACCGACUGAUUAUGGUAAUUCUGCUUUGAUUACUGCCAUGUAUGUGUGUCGAUGUACGACCGGGCGCGAGUUUGGGGUUCCGUUGAAAAACGAGCCAUGCGCUAGUGCAUUCUGGCACAGUUGCAAGCAGAACUCCGUCUAAGCAUAGACUAGGUGUGCGAUAAUUGCUUGUGUAGACUUGACCGCCCCUAAUGAACGUCCAGUUUCUUCGUGCCGACAGUAUUGGAGAAUUGUUUCGGAACGCAGCGACCGUCUUCGUGACGAGGCCACGCUGCGUGGCCAGACUUCAGGAUCGAGGUGUAUAUUUGAUGCCUCCUUAUGAAUCAUUAAACCAUCAAACCGACUGUACCAACUUAUCUUCGGGGAUAAUAUGAAACCAAAGCAAGUGAACUGUGAUUGUACGUUGCCAGGUAGUUUUCUUCACCUUUUGUGUCAAGUCUGAGCCCUGCUUGUUUUUUCAUCUCAAGUGUGUUUUUGUGCGAAACUUUUAGUUCAUUAGAUUCUCUCAAUGAGUCUUGGCUGCAUCGCUGUUUUUGGCUUCGGCAUGCUUGAAUUUGAGUCUGAAAGUUUGUGGGUGUCGAUGAUAAAACCAAUACAAUAUGAUAAUUGUAUAAAGAACUGGUAAGAAAAUUUAUCACAAAACUUUAAAACCUCUAAGUCUUGUCAACUUUUGAUAUACGACGAAUAAUCGUAUUUCGAUCAUAAGGAUCUCAUCAGAUUCAGUUACAAGGAAGAAUUUGACGCUGAGAUGAGCAGGGGGGAGUUCCCAUCAUGCACUUGGUGAAGAAAACUCUGCGACGUCUCAACUUGUGGUCUGAAAAUGGCGUGCAUCGCAUCAGACUCUUUGGUGAUUGGUCAGAAAAAAAACUUUGCUGAGUAUCGCGUCCAGACGUUUAUUUACCGUUGUUUCCACGGUGUGCUUAUUAGGACUAAUCGUUUCUAUUCACUCAUUUAAUCAUAUCUUACGGAAUAUCAUAGUUUAUUCAGUUGUCACUCAUGAUGGCUUGUCCGUCUGAUAACAGAAGUCGGGGAGUGGUUUCCUUUUCAAAUCAGGCAUCAUAUUGCCGCGGUUUUGGACGUUUUAAGUAACUAAAUUGGCGGAAGGUUAGCAUGAGUGGCAUAGGCAUUGAAAAAACAAAAAUAGGGUAAACAGUUUUGGAAUUUAACUUAAAUUGAGUGUGCAUUUGCAUCUCUUGGCCUUGUGUCAGUUUGGGAGUGUGUUUCCCGAUUAUAUUAAACUGGCCUUUGGCGCUUCUGUAUAUUUUGGCGCAGUGGUGUCUAAAUCUAACUGUUGUCCUAUGUAUCCAUUUACGGUAGUCCACGAGUGUUUGGCAAUCAUUGGAGUUUCUGUUUUAGAGCGUACCUGUGUAUUAAUUGUGCAAGCCUCGGAGAGUGCAGGGAUAGAUUGGUGUCAUUCAUUUGAAUCGGUAGCCUUGAUCGUUUUGGUUGCGCACGAAUGAAAAUAUCAUCGGGCCAGUAGAAGCCAGCUGAACAGUUCAAAUCAUUUGAAGUUGCUAGGCCCAUGAAGUUAUAACGUGGUAUAGUUCACUGUAUAUAACUGGGCCAAUGUCAAAACACUCCCCCCUAUGCCGGAAACUACGGCAGCGUUUCCCGUGCGAACAUGUUGCGUUAUGAUGCGUUCAAAUGUGAAUGUUGACCCUUGCUGGGUGAAGAUGGCAUGUGCGUGAACUUUUCCAUUCUUGGUUUUUGUAACUUUGAAACAGAGUUUAGACUGUACAGCAGGUUUUUGGCCGGUCUCAAUUCAUAACGUCAUUAUGCACAGAGAAUCUGCACAAAAUCAUUGUCACAAAAAUAUUUUGACGGCAAAUGCCGCAUCGUCAUAGAAACUUGGCAGCGUCUGCAUAACAUGUAAUAUUCGUCAUAAAAUUAUCAAUUCAAUACUUAAAUACUGCCAUUUGCAGCAUAUCGCUGUUUUUGAAACAAAACCAUAUGAUAGGUCAUCACACUGAAGUAAAUCAUACGAACAAUAUUUGUGUUGUGUCUCCGAGGUUUGUGUUCAUUGUGCCAUCUUUUGAAAUCGACUGGAAUUAUCUCAAGGAACUGCUAUGUACAUCUAUAACCUUUGUACCUCUAAGUGUAUGAAAGUGAUACCCAGCGAUGAGACCAUGAGCAACUUUUGAUGAGGACGAUUCAUUUUGUAUAUUCUCACUGUCUUUGAAGGACAAUGUACAUGUAUUGUCACCCCAAUGACAAUGCUACUCAAAGUGGUGUCACUCUCUGAGUUUGAUAGAACCAUACUCAUGAAGCAUAAUAUCAACACAUUUCUGUGUCAUGGACAAAUUCGAGUCAAUUUAUGAUCCAAAAGCUGCCCUUGGCCCUGUCCGGGUUAAAAAAAUCCGUCAUCGGUUUUAUAAAGACUAGUGUAUAUUGCAGUGUAAUCUUGUGUUAUGUUGGUCUUUGGCUGAUGUAGGGUUCUAAAGAUGUUGUACUAUGUUACAUCUCGGGUCAAGUUUGGAGCGCUAGUUGACGCUGUGGUAUGUGUACAGGGUGGCCCGAUACAAAUGUCUCCAAACUAAUGAAUAAAGUAUUACAAAAGGAGACUUUAUGAGACUGGCCUGUAAUGUACAUUGGCAUGCAAAGGCCUUGAUCAGAGAUGUAGUUGAGCAUAUAUACAUUAUUAUCCAGCAUAAGCUUAGCACCCUGCCUAUGUGAGUGUUAGAUGUUCUGUAAACGAGUUACUUUUGCCAAAUUAUUGGCAGCAAGGGGUACAUGUGCUACAGAUUGAUAUUGGGUACUUAAAUGACAAAAGAAUACAACUCCUCAAACUGAAAAACUUUUCUGAAUCAUGCACUUUCGAUUCUUAACCAAGGUGAAAAAAUUUGGCUUCGACAGUUUUGGUAAUAUUGAAAUAUUUUCCGCUAAUAGCUUAUUUCUGGCAGUGUUUGAGAUGCUGCGGGAAAUCAUGAUUAGUGUCAGGUCGGUGAUUUCAGCUUUUUACUUGAUAUGGCCUGUCAUGAGUUAAAAAGUUUGGGACGAUUUAAAGAGUUUUGGUUGCAAAUCAAUUAUAACAAAAGAGUGUCUGUCCUGAGCACUUUUUGAAAGAAUUUGGAAAAAGUAUGUUAUAGUUUUUUCGAAAUUUUGCCACAAAACUUUACAUUUAGAUUAGUGAGGAUAACAGAUCAGGGUCUGUUCGGCAAAUUUUGUAAAAAGCUGAAAUAAUUCUGCCACUUGGAUGAAUGUGGAAAUCGGUGAUGAAAUUAUGCAGGGUAUAGUGCAAAAAUUGGAUGCUCAAGCUUUGGGAGUUAUCUCAACUUCUUUUCAAUCAUAACAUUUUGGCAACUUGGUUCCAUUUCAUAUUGCAUAACACUCUGUCAACUGUCUGACAGAGGCUAAAAUGUAAACUUUUUCCACUGAUGAGAAAACUUUUGUUAAAUACUUUAAUUUUCACUAUCACUCUAUAUAGCUUUAUGUGUUUAGUUCAGAUCGGCCAAACAAGAAAAUUAUUUUUUUGAGAAAAUCGUAAUUUUUAUCAGGGUAAUAAUUGUAUCAAUAAUGCUUUUGUUUGUAAUUUUGAAUGUCAAAUUGUAAUUCUUUUUUCGACACCAAUGCCGGGCAUUAAAAUGAAUCCAUAAAGUGCAGUCACGGAGUGGGGAUCACUAAUGAUGUCAUGAUUUUUUCCAGGUUUCGAAUUUUAGAGAUUUCAGAAAAAACCGCCACAAUAAUCAUGCGCAUGCAAUUUUAUUCAUUAUAUUUUUGUAUUUUGAAAUGAUAGUUUUGAAAUCAUUGAUUUCUUCAGGCUAAUUAUUUUUUGGCAAUACAUGUAACUAGGGUUGUAGGUUAAUGACUGCAUUUUAUCAUUCAUUUGUAAAAACAUGUUGCAUCUUUUGCAUGAAUUAAAAAUCUUUAGUCUGUAAUUUUGCCAGUCGUUUCAAAAUCUGUUCCAGUACCAAAAGUUAAGUUUGCAUCAGUUGUAAUUUCCUUAUAGUCUAAAAAAACCAAAUGUGUAUAAUAAGUUUGAGAAUUGGUCAAGGUCAUGUCAUGUCUGUUACAUUUUCGACAACAGUAAUUGUGAAUUUUAUUUCAAAUUAACAAGCUUUGAGUAUAAAGAAAGCGACAAUGAACAUUUUGGUUAUCACGUUAUUUACAAACCAAGCCUUUUGGCGGUAAUUUUCUCCGAAGUUUUAGAGAAAAAAAUUUGUCGAAUAUUAUUGUAUCUAUGACCCUGGCACAUUUGAAUGCCUGAAAAACCUUAUUUUGAUUGGACAUUUUGUCACACCAGAUGUAUCACCCCAUUUCGAACUUACUUCUAUAGGUCAGUAGAGAAACGUCUGAAAUCUCGACAAUGCAUUAGGUUUGCCUUUCGUCUUGUAAACAGAGUUCCAACUGCAGGCUGGUUGAAUUUUGUUGUCCUUUUUAAUUAGUAUUUCCUCUCUUUUUCAUUUAGAGAAGUGGAGAAAGUUCUGUUCUGUCCCAAGUCUGAUUCGAGUCAAAAACCUACCUCAAUUUUCCUCAAACUUCAAUUUUUUUCACUGGAUGUUGAUUAGGUGUGGACUGACUCGAUGAUGACUGGAAGUUGAAGUACGAGGAAAAUUGAGUCAGGUUUUUGAUUGAAUCUGACUUGUGCCAGAACAGAACUUUCUCAACUACUAGUAAUUGAGUUAUGCUAUCUUUUAAUGCUACUGGUAUUUCACCUCGUAGAUCAAGUGUCCAAAGCAAGGAAAGCCCCUGCAGAAAAAGUACCAGGGCACAUCCCCCUCGGUGUUAUUUUCAUUUUACUUUGGCCCUUUCUUUAAAUACGCUUCCACCUCCUCUGCUUUUGAAGGGUACAUCACGUCUGCAUGUUCAGUAGGUUCUAAAUAAAGGCAAUGUCACUCUUGCAUGCAUCAAAUUCUUUUAAAAAAGUAAGAAGAAAAAAGUGUGAGGUCCAGAAACGUCCAUAACAAAGGUGCAAGACAUAUGCAAUCUUGAGCAAACCACAUGUGAACUUCGAACAUUUUUAAGACUCACCCUUUUGAAAUUGAAAGUGUGAGAUCAAGAAAUUUGCAGAAUAUUAAAAGCGCAUUUUGUGGAAACUAAAUUUUUUGAUGUACACAACUCGCCAGUUUGAUUUUUAGAACCUGCUGAACUGUCCAUCCAACACCUGCUUCCACCAAAUGAAAGGUACAAGGUAUAUGUAGCAAUGGCAUAUCACAUUCUCCCUCGAAGUCACAUAGAAAUAGCUUCACGUUUGUAGAGAGCUUUUAGACUGCAAUCACUUUUCAGGAAGGGUGCAUGCAAUUGCCCCUUCCCUAAUCCCAAUGUUUAUGAAGAACGAUUUUGAUGCAAGAUAUAUAGGGAAAUCAUGAUAGUACUACAAAGCAAAAAAGAAAUACCCACAAAUCAGUAUUUUCUCAUGACGUGGCUAAACAAUGUAUGUAGAAGGCACUUUUCAAUAUUGCCUUCUCAAGCCCCCAACAGACAUUGAAUCUUAUAAGUUAGAGAUUAAAAAGUCCCCCUUUGAAGCAGUUCAGAAUUUUCCAAAUUGCAAACAUUUUGGUUGAAGCUAAAGUUCAAAUUCGAGAGAUGUCAUUUGGAAUUUUCAAAGCAAACUCUCACUCUUUUGAGAGUUUAUGCACUGUUCAAACAUAUACCUGUUUUGAACUCGGUUCAAAACCUGAUAACAUACGCCAAUGGAUACCUUCAAAUUUGGUCUGUUCUGUGUUCUAGUUUCUGUUCGGUGUGUCCUACACAGUGAUGUAACCCAAAAUGAGCCCUGUAUAUUAUAACUACAGUUCAUUCUUCUGACCCCUUUCGAAAUUUCGACAGAUUUCGACCGAUUUCGACUGAGCACACUUGCCUUAGAGCUUAGAGAAAAUUGUAGUACUUUUUGUUGUUUGUCGGUAAACCAAUUCAAAGACUCUUACACAGUGAGAACAAUGCAAUUAUGCCCAUGUCCAACAAGGAAUCCAGCCAAGAAGUGCAUUGCAGAGAAGCAAUUUUAAUUGCUGCAACUUGCAGUUUUAUUGCAUGCGACUAAAAUCACUUGUUUGUAGUGGUCAUCACAGUCGCCUGCAGUAAAAAUUGGUGAUUGUAGCUACCUGCAAUUACUAUCAAACCCAGCGAUUACUAGUUUUACCUGCAGAUAUGAGAAGUUUUUUUCGCACAGCGCAGUGAUUAUAGUCGUUUGUCAGAGCAAUUUAAAUCUCUUGUUGGCAUGGUACAUUUGUCAUUGGUCAUUAAAAGAUUAGUCUCAUUUAGGGUUGGUCUGGCGACGUCUCUUCUUGUUUUAGCAAUUUCAGUUUCAUUUCUUGCUCUUCUUUUUGCAGCUGUGUUUUCACAGUCUAUUUUAGUUGUUUUAUUUUAAAACAUGUUUAAUCUUUAACCAGCCUGUUAUCUUUAGAAAACUUGACGAAGUGUUGCAGGAUAAGGUUUGAAGACUUUCUCUGAAAACUUUUUAUUUUCACAUUGUUUUGGAGCAAGAUCAAUGGCCGAAAUGAGAUACAUUUACUAGAUCCUAUCGACAAUUAUUUUAUUGCCAGAAUGUUACUAAAUUUAUAAAGUUCUCGGUGUCCAUGUACAAUGAAUAAAAACCUGCAAAUUAUUGUUUUUUACAGACAUGUGGUUAACUUGUUGGCUAAUGAAUCAUUUUCAUCUUUCAAAACCAAAGAAACAGAAUGUGCAAUAAUUCGUUGAAAGCAAAAAGUAAAACAUGGCUAGCUUAAUCUUGCUGCAAUCGGUAUUCUUCAGAGCCUUCUACCAUUAUAAAUUGAAUCGAAUUUUGAAUGAAAAGAAUCAUUCAUUAAAAUGUACUUCCUCCGAGUGCCCUUGACCUUUGAAACAGUUCUUGUAAAGUAUGUCCCAAAAGAGCUGUUUGCACUGCACCUAUCCUUUCAGUAUCAUUCAGUUAUCUUGCCACGAAACGAGUAUUAAAAACGUCCCCAAUUUUGUAUAUGUUUUAAGUGUUCGAAUGGAAAUAAUAACUUUUGGUGCUUGCUAGUUAGUCGAUUAUGCAUUGGUAAGCUAUUUUAUGUUUCAUGGACAUGUGGGAUGCACUUCCCUUUCAUGUUAAUGAUGGUUCAUACCAAACCUGUAACUUUUCCCUUUUGACACCACAAUUUCGAAUGUAUAAUAUUUUGGGUAAAAUAGAUUUAAAAUUGGUUAGAGCCACUUCCAGAGAAACGAUAAAUAGCUAAAAUCAAUUUCAGAUCAUGUGUGACACUCAAAAAAUGUUGAAGUUCAGACAAGUUCAGACAGAAGUAAAUAAUGUUUCACUCCAUUGACUGAAAGUUAUUUUUGAGGUGGUCCCCUAAAAGUGUCCCAGUUUCACAUCAUUCGUUUCAUAGGAAUUCUUACCAAAAGUAAAACUUUAUUUUUAUCUGUUUGUAUUACUUAUCGUUCUGUAGAGCAUACCAGUUGUAUUGGUAGCUUUUUGCUAGUAGCCUUGUGCUAAUGAAUCAAUAUCGUUUAAGGUAUUCAGGUUUGGAAAAUAUUUAGUAAACUGUGACAUUAUUGAAAAGCUAUAACAUUUUCCACGAAACUGAUUAUGUUUGUUCUGUUAUUAGGAAACUGAGCUUUCUGUGCAUGGAAGAAUCAGGCUAAACAGGGUAUCUCAAAAAAAAGUUGUGUUAUUUCUGUCAUGAGAUAAGUUCAUGGGUUUCAUUGUUGCACAUGAGGUUGGCAGAAAAUAGGAUUUUGGGACUGCAUACGAGUGUUUAAGAUUUUGAUAUUUUGACUUAUCAAGACAUGUUUAUUAUCAGCUACCAAGUUAUUUGCGAUGCUAUCUCAACUUGCCUACAAAUACAGCACUAAGAUUAGCCUAGGACGAUCCCGGCUCCCUCUGGUUAGUAUCCGUAAUAUUCAAGGAGUGUACGGGACUUCUUGCAAUGUCGAAGAGUUGCGGGAUCAAGAAAACUUUUGAUUGGCAUAUGGGGCAAAGGGAGGCGUUGGGGCGGGGAAAUUUGGACGCUGUUUCAUUUGGUGGUUACGACCUCUCCUUGUUUGUUUAGAUUCCGUCCUCGUCCUGAAGGGGAAUCUCUUCAAACGUGUUAAGAUCAAUAUGAGAUGUCACCUCCUUGUCUGAUGGCGGCCGGUGUCUUGACGUCAUGGCCGACUUGACGUCCCUGUCCAUAACAUAUCUUAGCGCAGUAUCUGUUGGCAAGUUCUAUCUUCAUCCUCUGUUGGCACAGAUUAUGGUUGUAGUAUCGUUGUGUCGUUGGCUUCUAGAGAUUGCCUAUGAGUGAGUUAUUAUACUUUAUACAUCACCCUUUUAUAGGCUGAGACGCUCAUCUAUUCAUUUUACCGCAAAUCCCUUCAUGAUCACUCAAUGAAAAUGAUAUUGGACAGUGCACAAUAAGUCUUGAUUAAACUUAAACAGGUAACAAAAUAGCUACUUUUUGGCAGAUUUUAUUGUUCAGGUCUUGAGCCCACUUUUCAUAGAAAAUUGCGGCUAAGUAUUGGAGAUAUCGGAUAUCAUGAAAGAGAAACAUUUCCUUGUAAAAGUUUUAAAGAGCAGUUCCAGUAUUUUAUAGACAAUUCAUAUACAGUCUCAUUUUAAUUUUCUUCAAAAGGAUUAUGGAAUAAUUAUGUCCUCAGUCCACUAAGGGUUUUAUUGUCACAUCCCCUGUUUUCUGAAUGGAGUCUUCCAAACCAUUAAUUAGAAGUGUCUAUUCGGGGAAAUGGGGGGUGGUGAAAAGUUUAAUCCAGUUAAACUAACUAUCUUGACUUUGGUGUCAGAUUAUGGGUAAAUACAUGUAAAUAUAUAUAUGUAGUUUUUUGUACAUAGAGCUAUUUCGACGUUGGUCCGUCGAAUCAUACAGUCAGUAUCAGUUACAACAGAAUAUAACAUAAAAAUUACUCAACACUUUUCAAGUAUUCUUUAAUAUUGCAAAAUAUCCUGUCCCUAGUUAUGAGAAAUUCUUUGGCUUAAUAUUCUUUAGGGCAUUGAGCGAAUUAAAAAAAAGUUAACGACAGUUCGUGGUGAAAUCCUUUGAUGAAAAUGUAAUUUGUCGCGGCAUUUAAUUGCUUUAGAUGUUGCGCCAAAUCACAGGUGAUUAAUCUGCCUCACUGAAACUGAAAAGGUACCAUUACAAUAGUUUAUCUCAACCUGGGUUUAGUUAUUGUAUCUGUGCACUAUGUACUAUGAUUCUACAGCUAUUGUGACUGAAGUAAGGUUGAAAUAAGCUGUAGAGAUGUUUUCAACUAAAACUACAGGGUGUGUCUUAAAAAUCGCUUACAAAUUAGAGUCUUUGUAAUGAGACAGUGGAAGAGGGUUUGCACAAUCUGCAUGGUGUUGUAUUGUGCUUUAUGUUCACACACAUAAUUAGGCCCGUCAGUGUCAUGGAAUAUUCUGAAGAAUUUCUUGGUGAAAGCAAUGAGCAGAUUUCCAAAAGCUGCCUAUAUUGUUGCCAAUUUUAACCCUCAGCUCACAGUCAUUGUAUUCUUUUGAUUCACCCUGUAGUUUCGGAGAAGUGGAUGGUCUUCACCCUUGUUUGAUUAGGAUAGUUGUACAUUAUGCACUGAGUAAUGUAGAGGUGUCCUGGUUCUAUUAAGGGUGGCACUACUGACGAUGGUGUCACUAUAGAAUAUUAUCAAUGUAGUGUUGCCAAUCAUUACAUUUUAUUAAAAGUUUCAUUAAAAUUCAGACAAAUUGUU